Messenger RNA from Penicillium griseofulvum, 1689 nucleotides. RefSeq names its product DUF3176 domain-containing protein. The transcript is spliced from 2 exons. Bases 1 to 1689 code for a protein of 562 amino acids. Lineage: Eukaryota; Fungi; Ascomycota; Eurotiomycetes; Eurotiales; Aspergillaceae. The record is from RefSeq and is a predicted model, not a curated record.
AUGACAGUUGACAGUCACCAGAAAGCUCACCCAUAUGAUGGUCCCCAGGUUUCUGAACUAGGGUCCGAGACACAGAGUGCGACUCCUGAGUAUAAACGCCAUGCGGUGUACUCCCGCAGCGAAUGGCUUUUAGAAUCGAUUAGUUCCAUCCUGGCCCUUGGCCUCCUCAUUGCCAUUGCCGUUAUCUUCUGGUAUAUGGACAAAAAGCCUCUCUCUGCUUGGCGCGCCGGUGUCUCUCUCAACGCGUCAGUUUCUAUCCUGACAACUGCAUGCACUACGGCGUUGAUGCACGGGGUGAGCACGUUCAUUGGACAGUCUAAAUGGCUUCACUUCAAGAAUGGGCCUCGGAAACUCGAGGACCUUGAAACAUUUGACGGAGCCAGUCGCGGUGUUUGGGGAUCUAUUCUGCUGCUUACCGCGGUCAAGUGGAAUCUAGCCACCAUUGGCGCAUUUAUCACGAUCUUGCGACUUGCUUUCUCGCCAUUCGCGCAACAGGUCGUCCUGAUUGAGCAGCGAGACAUCAUCACUCCUUCUAAUACCGCUAGCUUCGGAUAUGCGCACAGUUACAUCGACACUACACUGACACGGGACCUUGGCAAUGCUUAUAUCGAAAACGUCCAGCAGGAUCCCGGUAUGCAGUCCGCCAUCAUCCAGGGCCUGUAUGGCCUCAAUACCACAGAAUCCUUCAAAUGCCCUGGGUUGUGUGACUGGCCCUCAUCGUACAUAUCACUUGGAUACAAAACCGAGUGCAGGAACGUCACCCAGGAAACAUUGCAAACAGCCACCUGCGGUAAAAUAUCUGUCCAGAACAUAUGCAACAUGACAACACCAGGCGGAGUCAACCUUACAACUCGCCAUGUAUUCACCGAUUCGGGGACAACAUACAACAUGAAUACUUCCUCGGUGCUCGACAAAUUAGCAUAUGGAAUGGGACCAUCCUUUCCCGAAAUCAUACGAUUCGGAAUCUACAGAUCGACCAUGGGCGGUAGUUUCCAAUUGACAAACCCGAACAUCACAGAAUGCUCUCUCUCUCUCACGGCCCACGAAUACACAGGUGCCAGGGCCAAUGGUAGUGAUUUCUCUGUGGUAAAGCGGGAGGUUGACUUCGGCGUGAAGAAUCCCUGGGCGCUCAAGGGGAACUCAACAGACCUGAAUUUCAAUUACAUAUACACCAAUGAGACAACGAAUGGUGAUCUCCAUAUUCCUGCGCUCGAAAUGACAUAUGGUACUAUCACCUCGCUGGCAGCUUUCUUCCAGUCAACGACAGUGGUCAGCGACUGGAUCACGGGGAAUGUGCGCGGUCAGAACCUUGGGUUUGCCACCGCUCUAUCUGGAGACGUGGAUCUUGGUGACCGAUUCGACAAAAUGGCGAAUGGCAUGUCGAUGUAUAUGCGCUACGGUCCAAAUACCCUGGCCGCGCAUGGAGAGAUAAGACAGAGCGAGCCACAUGUUUUCAUCCGCUGGAGGUACUUCAUUGUCCCGAUUUUGAUUGAGGCGUUCGCAAUUUUGUUCGCUAUCUUAAGUAUAUUUAGCAAUCGUCCCAGCCGCCGUGUUCCCCUGUGGAAAUCUUCGACGCUUGCUGUGUUGGCUUGUCAGCAUGAGGAGCGGCUUGGACUCCUACAGACUACGGGCAAGGAUCUUGAGGAUCUCGAGAUCGAGGCUAAGAAGGCUGAGGUACAGCUAAGAUAG